AGCACAGUAACGGGACGGGAGGAAGGACACCGGCCGUCGAUCUUAAAAGCGCCGGAUAGAGCGAGCGAGAGUCUUUCAGUUUCACGAGUCGCGUCGCGCUCUGUCUCUCUCUCUCUCUCACCCCCACACUACUUGUAGAGUUGUAGUAGUUUUGAGCUUCAACCCAAGCGAGCCUCUCAUCAUAACUCUAGUCAAUCUAAUUAAGAUACUGGUUUUGUUUCUUUUCCUUUUGUUUUUGGCUUUGGCUUUUCCCCUUUGAAAAUUGAAAUUGAAAUUGAAAGGAAAGAGAGAGAACGAGAGAGAGAGAGAGAAGAUGGAAGAGAGUGGGAUAGAUGGAUAAAUAGAGUGAGCAGUGAGCAGUGAGGAGAUUGAUCGAUGAUCGUGUUGGUGUGGUUGUUAUGAACCAACAACCAAUUCAACCCCCAAUUCAAAAUCGGCAUCAGCUUCCUCCUUCCGUCUCUCUCUCAUACAUGGGGGAGCAAACCCAGCCUCCAACCCAGACCCAAAUCCAAUCCCAAUCCCAGGCACAGGCUCAGUCGCAACCCCUUCCUCUUCCUCCUCCUCCUCCUCCUCCUCCUGCUCCUCCGCUUCUCCAUGACAUCACCACCAAUCCUCCUCAACUAGUCGCACCAGCGCCACCAACCACGACCGCUUCUUCUGCUCCUCAGAAUUCUGCAUCAUCCACUAAGAUCCCAUUCCGACCGCGGAAAAUCAGAAAAACAUCCUCCGAUGUCUCCUCCGACAACUCUGACAACAAAAUAGUCGACGGUGAGUGCAAAACCACUGCUACCAACGGCGACCACAAGACCAACAAUAAUACUGCCCUCACCACCACCAGCAAUAAGAAGAGCAGAAUCGUAGCGAAACAAGUCAGGGUUGUUCCAAGGGUUGUUGCAAGGACAUUAUCUUGCGAAGGAGAGGUUGCUCUGGCCCUUCAGCACUUACGCAACUCCGAUCCACAGCUUGCCCGCUUAAUCGACAUCCACCAGCCACCAACAUUUGAUUCUUUUCAUCCCCCAUUUCUUGCCCUCACUAAGAGUAUUCUCUAUCAGCAGCUCGCCUACAAGGCCGGCACCUCCAUCUACACAAGAUUCGUCUCGCUUUGCGGCGGUGAGGCCGGCGUCGUUCCGGAGGCCGUUCUUGCCCUCUCUCCUCAACAGCUUCGUCAAAUUGGCGUUUCUGGCCGCAAAGCCAGCUACCUCCAUGACCUCGCCAACAAGUACCGAAAUGGGAUCCUCUCCGAUGCCUCAAUUGUAGACAUGGAUGACAAGUCCCUAUUCACAAUGCUCACCAUGGUCAAAGGCAUUGGCUCCUGGUCCGUACAUAUGUUCAUGAUUUUCUCUCUCCACCGACCGGAUGUUCUCCCCGUUGGGGAUCUUGGCGUUCGCAAGGGUGUCCAGCUUCUCUACGGUCUAGAGGAAUUGCCCCGGCCUUCUCAGAUGGAGCAGUUGUGCGAGAAGUGGAGGCCUUACCGCUCUGUUGCAUCCUGGUACAUGUGGAGAUUCGCUGAAGCAAAGGGGGCUCCGGCUUCAGCAGCAGCUGUGGCGGUUGGAGUAAGUCAGCAGCAGCAACUGCCGCCGCCACCGCAGCAGCAGCAACAGCCACCGCCGCCCCCGCAGCUUAUAGAUCCGAUGAAUGGAAUUGCAAAUCUCGGGGCCUGUACAUGGGGACAAUGAUUAAGAAGGGAAGUGGGGGGGUUGACUUCUUUCCCAAAAUUUUCUCCUAUGCUCCAUAUCCUUCAAUCGUAUUCGAUGAGUAUUUCAACGCCAUUUGAGAAGGAGACUGAUGCACUGAAGAUUUGGAACAGAAAGCUUGGAAGUUUGAGGUUCUGGAGGUUUUUUGAUGUGGACUCUGAUUUUUAUCUACUACUCUGCUUUUGAGUUUUAAUAAAAGAGUGUAUGUGCUGAAUUUAUCAGUCGUCUGAAAAAUUCAAAAUGCCAAUUCAGAAUGGUUUGUCUCUGAAGGACUCUUAUUGAGUUGAUUUACUCGUACGCUUGGCGACCUUCUCCCUUGGGAUAUUUGAUUUUCAUCUGUGAUAAUUUAAGAGUAGUUUUCUGGUCAGUAAUUUUAGGAAGUGGAAAAAUGUACUAUAUACAUUUUCAUGCAAGUCUUACCGAGUUAUCUCGAGCCUUAUUUUUGAAAGAUAAUAAACUGGUUUUCAUCUGGUAGUCAA
Molecule: messenger RNA, 2173 nt
Organism: Nelumbo nucifera (sacred lotus)
Lineage: Eukaryota; Viridiplantae; Streptophyta; Magnoliopsida; Proteales; Nelumbonaceae
Biological process (GO): DNA alkylation repair; base-excision repair, AP site formation; base-excision repair
Cellular component (GO): protein-DNA complex; nucleus
Molecular function (GO): alkylated DNA binding; DNA-7-methylguanine glycosylase activity; DNA-3-methyladenine glycosylase activity
Source: RefSeq, a predicted model, not a curated record